This is a messenger RNA of Mercurialis annua (annual mercury), 1068 nucleotides long. Its product is annotated as BURP domain protein RD22-like. The record is from RefSeq and is a predicted model, not a curated record. The transcript has 3 exons. NCBI's taxonomy places the organism in Eukaryota, Viridiplantae, Streptophyta, Magnoliopsida, Malpighiales, Euphorbiaceae. The coding region runs from base 6 to 917 and encodes 303 amino acids.
UAGAUAUGGAGCUUCAUCUCCUUCCCAUUUUUGCUUUAUUACUCUGUUUUCCGAAAGAAAGCAAUGGUUCCCUAUCCCCGGAGAUGUACUGGAAAUCCAAGUUAGCAAACACUCCAUUGCCAAAAACUCUACAAGAACUUCUAAAGCCAGUUACAGGAAACAUAAGUAAAUUUUCAGAGACAAAGCCCUUGGCUGGAAGUGUGAUCGACUACAAUCUUAGGUACCUACCGAGCAAAACUACGGCAUUUGAUAGUAAUAUUUCAAACACUACGAUUGCUACUAUAUAUUUCUUUCCUGGCGAUCUCCUUCCGGGAAAUAAAAUGUAUCUUAGUUUCAGAAAGAUGUACAAUAUUUCAACUUUUUUACCGCGUAAAAUUGCUGAAACUAUACCCUUUUCGAUCAAAGAUUAUUCAAAAACUUUGGAAUAUUUUUCACUGCAACCCACAUCAGAAGAAGCUCGAAUUAUGAAACAUACAAUCGAGCUAUGCGAGGCACCAGAAAUGCAGGGAGAAAUCAAAUAUUGUGCUACAUCCUUAGAGUCUUUAGUUGAUUUUACGGUUGCCAAAUUUGGAAAUAAAGUUUCGGUUCUUGAUAAUGAAGUUGAAAAGGAGAACAUGAAACAAAACUACACGAUUUCUCGAGGAAUUAAAAUGAUGGGAGAUCAUCAGAUUGUUUGUCAUAAACAAAUAUAUGCAUAUGCUGUAUUUCAUUGUCAUGCAAUUACGGCUACAAAGGUUUAUAUGGUUCCGUUGGUAGGUGAGGAUGGUUCUGAAGCUAAAGUAGUAGUGAUUUGUCACACAGAUACAUCAGCUUGGAAUCCAAAUCAUUUUGCUUUUCAACUACUUAAGGUGAAGCCUGGGGAAUCUCCAAUUUGUCAUUUUCUUAAUAAUGAUGCAAUUGUUUGGAUUCCUAAUUAAAGAGUCAUGUUUUGGUAUAUAAUAUUGUUCUAGGUGUUAUAUAUAUUAUGUAUUUCACUCUUAUUAUUGUAAGAGUAGAAAAAAAUUCAUUCUUUUUCUCUUAGACUAAUAGUUAACCCUUUUGUAUUUUAUAAUAUUCAUUAUAUGAAAC